Molecule: messenger RNA, 1847 nt
Organism: Vespula vulgaris
Lineage: Eukaryota; Metazoa; Arthropoda; Insecta; Hymenoptera; Vespidae
Product: dnaJ homolog subfamily C member 4-like
Exons: 5
Coding region: 222-929 (235 amino acids)
Source: RefSeq, a predicted model, not a curated record
AAUACAUUAUUUUUCAAUUAAGUCGAAUGUGACGCAAAAGUAAGUUCUACAAACAGACAUCAGGUAGCGUACCGGUCAUAUUCUGAAUACGUAUUAUGAUUAUUUUAAAGUGUAUGAAGUUAUAUCAUAAAAUUUGACUUAAGUCGUAAUUAAUAAAUGGCCGUAUAUAUUUGACAUAACGAUUCGAUCGGGAUUUUAAAUUAUUUUUUUUCAUACCAACAAUGCAAAUUUCUCGUAUUAAUAAACUAGAACUGUUUUCAGUAAUUUUUCGAGGUUAUGGAACUCAAAGAUACCACAAUUACUAUGAGAUAUUAGAAGUUUCACCAGAUUGCUCGCAAAAGGAAAUAAGAAGAUCCUUUAUUGCGUUAUCGAAAAAAUUUCAUCCUGAUAUCAUUGGAAAAGAGGGACAUGAUAAAUUUGUAGCACUGCAAGAAGCUUACAACGUUCUUAGCAAGGAACAUACCAGGAAGCAAUAUGACAUGAGUUUAAAAUAUAAUACUCAUUCGUCAUUUUCUUCUGAACCUAGUCCAAGACCAGACUAUUAUCAAGUUUAUAGAUCCCGUAGAGAAUGGGAAGAGCAUAUGGCAAGAGGAAACUGGCAACCAAAUUACGAUGAAAAAGGACAAAAGAAGAAAAAUACAGAGUUGUUAGCAUUUAUUAUAUUUGGAACUUUUUUAAUAAUUUUUCAAUUAAUAAUUGUGCAACAAGGAUUAUUAGGCAGAGUUAAUCUGCUGCAAACGAAAUAUCAAAAUGAAUAUAAUGUAAUGCGAGAAAGGACAAGAAAACUUACAUUUGAUCAACAGAUGGAUGUUGUGAAAGAAAGAAUAAAAAUACACGAGGAAAAGCAAAAUAGAAAAGAAUUUGAAGGUUCCAGGUCGUACCAGGAUCGCAAGCUCACGUUGAGUAAUAUCGUGAGCCGCAUGAGGUAACUUGGAGAGAUUUAAAAAAAAUGUGGAAACCUGUUGGUUGAAAUAAAGACAGAAAUAUAUCUAUAUCCUUAAUAUGGUAUAUAUGUAUCCAUACAUAUCACAUUGUUUCUAAUAUAUAUCACAUUGAGUAUAAACAUAUCGACAAGGUAUAUUAUAUGUCUAUAUGUAUAUAUACAUAUUACACAUAGAUUAAUUCUGGACUAAGACAUAUAUAUAUAUAUAUAUAUGCGCGUAUAUAUGUAUAUGCAUAUAUCCUGUCGAUGCUAUCUUCAACAGCAUGGUUGAUCUUGAUUCUUAUUUGUACAUAAUUUUUCAUAUGCAACUGCAAAUAAACGAAUAUGUAACAUUGUAAUAAUGCGACAAAGUUAAUUGUAAGAUCCCGAGGAAUAGAACGGAAGAGAUAUUAAAUCGUAAAUUAGUCUGGUGAAUAUAACAGACAGAUGUCUGCGAUGUCGCGAAUAAUAAAGAAAAAAAAAAAAAGAAGAAAAAAAGAAAAUAAUAAUAAAAGAGGAAAAAGAAAAAAAUAAGACAAAAGGAACAAUAACAAGCAGUAUCGCGAAUCAUUCGAGACGUUCAACGCGAUUGAAGAUUACAGGUGUCGAUCGAAAGCCGUAUCGAUUCUAUCGAUCGUAUCGGUUUUUCAUUAAGGUGCGACGGAGGCUCGCUGUUUUGAUCAAAUCCUCUUUUCUCCUUUAGUUCUUUUUUUUUCUUUUUCUUUUUUUUUUUUUUUUUUUUUUCUUCAACAGCGUACAAGGUAAUCGAUGUAUAAAUUGAUGUUCGGACGACGCCGAGGCAACGAUCGAUCGUAUAAUUGGUUUUAUUUAACUUUUUAUCUUCAAAUUGAUUAUUAUCUGUAAGUCGUAGAAUCUUUUAGCUAUUUCGUCUUGCUUAUAAUUUUCCAUAUCGUGCUUAUUUGCU